Maylandia zebra (zebra mbuna) is the source of this 1725-nucleotide messenger RNA. NCBI's taxonomy places the organism in Eukaryota, Metazoa, Chordata, Actinopteri, Cichliformes, Cichlidae. The record is from RefSeq and is a predicted model, not a curated record.
UCCCAGGAGGCCGACAAACCUCACAGAAAAAAGAGAGAGAAAAAAUACAGCUGUGAGGAGUGUGGGAAGGAUUUUAGCCAUCCUAAAAACUUGAAACCCCACCAACUCAUCCACAGAGGAAUUAAAUCGUACAGCUGUGCUGAGUGUGGAAAAUCUUUUACCCAGGCUGGACACUUAAAAACACACCAAAUCACCCACAGUGGAGUUAAACCGUACAUCUGUGACUUAUGUGGAAAUUCUUUUACUCAGGCUGGAAGUUUAAAAACACACAAAUUCAUUCACAGUGGAGUUAAACCGUUCAGGUGUGAUUUGUGUGGAAAGUCUUUUACCCAUCUCGGAAGCUUGAAAACACACCAGCUUAUCCACAGUGGCGUUAAAGCGUACAGCUGUGACUUGUGUGGAAAAUCUUUUAGCCAACCUGGACACUUAAAAACACACCAACUCAUCCACAGUGGAGUUAAAGCACACAGCUGUGACUUGUGUGGUAAAGCUUUUACACGCAGUAGCCACUUAAGAAGCCAUCAAGUUACCCACUCUGGAAUCAAGCCGUACAGCUGCGACAUUUGUGGAAAAAAUUUUGCCCAGCCAGGGCACCGAAAUAUACACGUACGGAUUCACACCAAAAAUGAUUUUUGCUUCUGUGAUCAGUGUGGCAAACUGUUUGUGACACACAAAGACUUACAGCAGCACAUGUUUACCCACACUGAGGAGAGACCUUAUAAAUGUGACCUAUGUGUAAAGGCUUUUAAAGAGCCACGUUCCCUAAGAGUCCACCAACAGAUUCACAUCAGAAAGAAACUCUACAAGUGCAGUUACUGUGAGCAGAGCGACACAGAUGGAUCCAGUUCUCAACCCUGUCGUCAAUGUGGUGGUGGGAAAGUGUGUCGUUGCGUUGUUUGUGCAUAACAUUUCAAACAUCAAGAGAGCCUAAAACCACAUCAGUGUAGACACACUGGGUACAAAAUGAACUACUUCAACGAAUGUGGAAGAGGCUUCCCCACAUCAAGUCAAUUAAUAAAAAAGCAAUUAACCAUAAAGCACUAUCUCCUUCACACUGGUAUUCAAAAGCACCUUUGUGACCAUUGUCAGUCAUCCUUCAUUACUGCACGUGACCUUAAAGUGCAUAAAUGAGUCCACACGAGAGAAACCAUACAAGUGCAGACACUCUGACAGAAGCCUCCUACAUCGGCUCAUUGUAAACGUCAUGAGAUUACACACAUUGAAGGGAACCUGCUAAGGAAGAAUUUCAUGGCUCUGAGUACCGUUUGGUUUUUUGUGAUGUAUAUGAACAAUAAACUUCCUGAAUCUUGAAUGUAGAGUCCAUCAGAACACAGAAUUAUAUUUCAAAUAUAUUUACGACUUAAUUUAAACAGAAUGUGGGAGAGGCUUCCCCAAACCAAGUGAAUUAAAAAAACAUGAUCUGAUCUCAAGUGGGGUUAAAAAUCGCCUCUGUUCUCUGGGCUUUACUUUCAGUUUGUACCAGAAGAUGGAGCAGUGAGUUAGUGUAACCUCUUAUUCACAGUGGCAACAAAGUAGUGAUGGGAAUUCCGGCUCUUUUUAGAGAACUGGCUCUUUUGGCUCAGCUCACUAAAAAGAUUGCCAGCUUACCGGCUCCCAACUGGCUCUUCAGGUUGUUUUGUUGCUUUAAUUAAUUUAUCAUUAACAAUGAUAUAACAUUAUGUACAAAAGGAAUUACUAAUGUUUAAAAUAAAACGUGGUUUUAUU